GGAGCCCGGGAUGGGCAGGAAGAGAUGCGACCGGUACCGACAAGAUGUGGCUCAGACCGGAGGAGGUUCUGCUAAAGAAUGCGUUGAAGCUGUGGGUGACGGAGCAGUCCAAUCCAUACUUUGUGCUGCAGAGAAGGAGGGGGUAUGGAGAAGAGGGAGGGGGUCUGACAGGUCUUCUCGUAGGGACCCUUGAUGCGGUUUUAGAUUCCACUGCUAAGGUAGCACCGUUCCGUAUUCUCCAUCAAACCCCAGAUUCACAGGUUUACUGGUCUAUAGCAUGUGGAGGCAACAAGGAAGAGAUUUUAAAGCACUGGCAGUGGUUGGAGCUCAAUGUUAUGAAGACCUUGUCAGUGUUUGACUCAAGCGAUGACAUAACCAGUUUUGUACAAGGAAAAAUCCGAGGUCUCAUUGCAGAGGAGGGAAAGGGUUCUUUCAUAAAAGAAGAGGAUCCAGAUAAAUUUAGAGAGGCUCUUAUGAAAUUUGAAAAAUGCUUUGGAUUGCCAGAUCAGGAGAAAUUAGUGACUUACUACUCAUGCAGUUACUGGAGAGGAAGAGUACCGUGCCAGGGCUGGCUGUAUCUCAGUACCAACUUUCUCAGUUUCUACUCCUUUUUGCUGGGCUCUGAGAUGAAACUGAUCAUCUCAUGGGACGAACUCUCCAAACUCGAGAAGACUGCUACCGUCUUGCUCACGGAGAGUAUACACGUGUGUUCAGGCGGAGAGGAUCAUUAUUUUUCAAUGUUCUUGCACAUCAACGAAACGUUCCUGCUGAUGGAGCAGCUGGCGAGUUACGCUGUAAGGAGACUGUUUGACAAGGAGACAUUCGAAACAGACCCGGUGCUGAAUGAUCCCUUUCAGAUUACCAAACGAGGCCUGGAGGGCCGAGCCCACAGCGAGCACUUCACUACCUACUUCCGACUGCCGAGGGAAGAGACUCUGAAAGAAGUUCAUGAGUGCUUCCUCUGGAUACCGUUCAGUCACCUCAAUACCUUGGGGAAGAUGUGCGUUUCCGAAAACUACAUUUGCUUUGCGAGCCACGAUAGCAGUUUAUGUAGUACAGUCAUUCCUCUAAGAGAGGUUGUAGGUAUUGAAAAAUCAGAUGCAGUAACCAGGGCUGUUACCAUUAGCACCAAAGGGAAGAAAAUAUUCCGCUUUACCGACGUUCGAGAUUUUGAAACUCUAGUGAAGAGAUUACGAGGGAAAUGUGCAGUUACAAGUCCUCAGCAUGCCGCUUACUCCGAGACUGGUUAUACCGAUAAUCCAUCUGAUUUUCUUGAAGAACACCCAAUGGCUGCACAGAAGGGCACCAGCAAAACUGUAAGCACAGAAGCUUUAAUGACGGUGUUUCAUCCUCAGGAUGCCGAAAACCUUGACCCCAAAAUGCUGAAAGAAAAAAUGAAGGAGCAGUCCUGGAAGAUCCUGUUUACAGAAUGUGGGCGCGGAGUUAGCAUGUUCCGGACUAAAAGAACACGGAAUUUAGUUGUGAGAGGAAUUCCAGAAACAUUAAGAGGGGAGCUUUGGUUACUGUUCUCAGGCGCUGUUAAUGAUAUGGCAGCUAAUCCUGGUUACUACACAGAAGUGGUGGAGAAGUCUUUAGGGACGUGCACCUUGGCUACUGAUGAGAUUGAACGAGAUCUACGUAGAUCCUUGCCUGAGCACCCUGCCUUCCAGAGCGACACUGGAAUCUCCGCAUUAAGGAGAGUGCUGACUGCGUACGCGUACAGGAAUCCCAAAAUUGGAUAUUGUCAGGCAAUGAACAUUCUGACUUCUGUUUUACUCCUCUAUGCCAAAGAAGAGGAAGCAUUUUGGCUUCUUGUUGCAGUGUGUGAAAGAAUGCUUCCAGAUUACUUUAAUCGUAGAAUCAUAGGUGCCUUGGUGGAUCAGGCUGUCUUUGAGGAGCUUAUCAAAGAUUAUUUGCCCCAACUCACAGACCACAUGACAGACAUGACGUUCUUUUCCUCAGUUUCGCUUUCUUGGUUUUUGACCCUCUUCAUUAGCGUUCUUCCCAUUGAAAGUGCAGUCAAUGUUGUAGAUUGUUUCUUCUACGACGGCAUCAAAGCUAUCCUGCAGCUGGGACUGGCCGUCUUAGACUUCAAUAUUGAAAAACUGCUUGUCUGUAAAGACGAUGCCGAAGCUGUCACUAUUCUGAACAGGUUCUUUGACAAUGUCAUCAACAAGGACAGCCCUCUGCCGUCAACAGUGCAGCAAGCGUCGUCCAGCCCGGAAAAAAAAGGCAGCAACACUAAAGUGGAAAUUACACAUUUAAUCAGGGAAUCAAACGAGAAAUUUGGGGCAAUUCGCUAUGAGGACGUAGAAAGUUUGCGCAGGAGGAACAAGCUUUAUGUCAUCCAGACGUUAGAAAGCACGACUAAGCAGAAUGUGGUUCGAGUUGUGUUGCAGGAAGUAAAAUUCAGUUCUGGUGAUUUGGAAGAACUUUAUUAUUUAUUUAAGAGAGAACACUUUUUAUCGUGUUACUGGAGCACGAACAGCAGUAUUCUUAGACACCAUGACCCAAGUCUCCCCUACCUGGAGCAAUACCACAUAGACUGCCAGCAGUUCCGAACUCUCUACCACCUACUCAGCCCUUGGGCAUAUUCAGCCAACGUGGACUCUCUUGCCCUGUGGACCUUCCGUUUAAUGGAUGAGAACUCUGAUGGCCUCAUCAAUUUCAAAGAAUUUGCCUUGGCAUUUGACAUGAUGUUCAAUGGAAGUCUUACCGACAGGCUCAAGUUACUCUUUAAAAUGCACAUACCUCCAGCUUUUACUGAAGUGGGAAGUAUAAGUCCCUCAGAAGAAGCCAAACUUUCCAAAGAAGACCUGAUGCAUUUCAGCAACCUCCAUGUAACUUCACCAACAGAAAACGCAAAUACUGAAGACAAAACUAGGAGUCCCGAUAAAGGUAAAGGGAAGAUUGAUAUUCAGGCAUAUCUCAGACAAUGGCAAGAUGAGCUGGUACGCAAAGAAGAGAGCAUCAAAGACCUGCCAAGAAUGAAUCAGACGCAGUUCAUUCAGUUUUCAAAGACCCUGUACAACCUGUUUCACGGAGAUCCUGAAGAAGAGUUACUGUAUCGAGCCAUUGCUGCCGUAACCAGUCUUCUCCUCCGAAUGGAGGAAGUUGGGAGAAAACUGCAGAAUUCUGCUUCGCCGACCAGGAGUUCAGUGCCGGGGACCAGCGCCGAACCCGCAGAUAUGACUCCAGGGAACGAGUCUCUCCGGCAGACUGAAACUGCAAUGCCACAGCCUUCCACACAAACCACGGAAUGGUCUUUCGCAUUUGAACAAAUCCUCGCCUCCCUAUUAAAUGAGCCUCCUCUUGUAAGAUUUUUUGAGAAAUCCGCUGAUCUGAAAUCCAAGUUAGAAAACGCGAGGCCCUCUCAAAUGCGCGCUAGCAAGAGAGUGUAAAAAAACGCUUUUUGAUAUGCAAUAUGCAAUGGAUUUGUUAAAUGUUAAGCUAUGUUUUACAGACCACUACUAGAGAAGCAGAGCCUGCCUCCAAUGACAUCUAAAACAUACUAUUAGCAUACACUUUGAUAUGUUCAAUGUUACCGCGUACUUUUGUUCCCAGGAACGAUCCAUUAUUAUUCCAAGGGAA
This is a messenger RNA of Spea bombifrons (plains spadefoot toad), 3591 nucleotides long. It is a transcript of the gene TBC1D8B, whose product is annotated as TBC1 domain family member 8B. The transcript is spliced from 21 exons. NCBI's taxonomy places the organism in Eukaryota, Metazoa, Chordata, Amphibia, Anura, Pelobatidae. Gene Ontology annotation, molecular function: calcium ion binding. The record is from RefSeq and is a predicted model, not a curated record. Bases 45 to 3401 code for a protein of 1118 amino acids.